AUGCUAUUGACGCCACCAUCGUCCCCUCAACUCGCGACUUGCCUUGCACCAGAGGACCGAUUGGGGUGUGUUUUAGCCGGACGACUCGAACUGGUCUCUAUCCUAGGAAUUGGCGCUUAUGGAGUGGUCUACCAGGCCAUCGACAGACUCACAAACAUCCCCUAUGCCGUGAAGGCCCUCCCCAAAGUUGGAUUGGAUCCCAGACAACGACGUUUCCAACGGCGCGAGAUUGCCCUGCACCACCAAGCCAGCCAACAUCCCAAUGUUGUGUCCCUGCUUCGCAUCUUGGAGAGCCCGGACUGCACGUUUGUGGUGAUUGAGUUCUGCCCCGAAGGCGACCUGUUCUCCAACAUCACCGAACAUGGCCGAUUUGUGGGCGACGACCAGCUGGCCAAGCAUGCUUUCUUGCAAAUUUUGGAUGCCGUUCAGUACUGCCAUUCCAUCGGGAUCUACCACAGGGACCUCAAGCCUGAGAACAUCUUGGUGACCAACAACGGCCACACCGUCAAACUCGCCGACUUUGGGCUUGCCACCACGGAUUCCAUCACGUCGGACUUCGGAUGUGGGUCCACGUUCUAUAUGUCCCCAGAAUGUCAACAAGCGCCAACACGGCCGUAUGCCCGCUAUGCCGCUGCACCCAACGACGUCUGGAGCCUUGGCGUUAUCCUCGUGAACUUGACCUGUGGUCGCAAUCCCUGGAAGAAGGCAUCCCCGGAUGAUUCCACGUUCCGUGCCUUCUUAAAGGACCCCAAGUUCCUCAGCUCGAUCUUGCCCAUCUCCCCCGAGCUGAACAUGAUCUUGAGACGCAUCUUCGAGUGUGACCCACACAAGAGGAUUACCCUCCAAGAGCUCCGCGAAUUGAUCCUCAACUGCCCGAGGUUGACGGCCAACUCGUACAACACUCUUCCCCCGUCGCCUCCCGCGUCUCCCUACGACUACGUGGAUCCGAUGGAUUGCGCCAACAUGGCUCUCCCACCCUCGCCACCCGCCUCCCCGUCUCCGCAACAACAUUUCCAACCUCAACCCUCGGAGUGGUCCUUGUUUGAACCUGCCUCCAAGCAGAGUUCGUCUUGUUCUUCCCUUUCCACGGAUUCUGGAUACGAAUCCGAGGCUCCGUUCCAUGAUGCUGGCCAACGUAUACAACCACCUGUCUUCAACUUUUAUGGCAACGUUAUUCCGCUGAACGAGCACGAAAAGCCUUUCUACCCGCAACCGAAUUUUGUUCCCUCGGUUGCCGCCUUUUAA
Molecule: messenger RNA, 1245 nt
Organism: Fonsecaea erecta
Lineage: Eukaryota; Fungi; Ascomycota; Eurotiomycetes; Chaetothyriales; Herpotrichiellaceae
Exons: 2
Coding region: 1-1245 (414 amino acids)
Biological process (GO): peptidyl-serine phosphorylation; autophagy
Cellular component (GO): cytoplasm
Molecular function (GO): ATP binding; protein serine/threonine kinase activity
Source: RefSeq, a predicted model, not a curated record